UCAAUGCAUAGUGUUACGAAUUCGGAUUUUAAUUGACAGAAACCUUUCAUAUCCGACAAUAUCAGACAAUUAUCUCUCUUUUUUGUGUUAUUUUAUCGAAAAUUGUAAAACUUCAAUUGCACGAAAUCAGGGAAGAAGUGAGGAUAGUUUUCAGGUUUCAUAGUUUAGUGCCGAAUUACACUAAAAAAUUAUUAUAGCGUAAUUAGAAAAAGUUAUUACUUGUUAUCAAAUUAACAUAGGCAAAAACUCCUCAACGAUAACGAAUCCACAAAAUAUCUGUGUUUGUGUCUGUACAAGUGAUUGGAUAGUUAUCUAUAUAGUAUUCUUUCCGACUGAAAACCUUUCAAUGUAAUGAUGAUGCUAUGCUGAUUCUUAAAUCAACAAAAAUGGUCCAAAUCAAUCUACUGACAUGAAUAAAAUUACAAGUGAUUUUAUUAAAGAAUUAAUAGACAUUUAAAGACAAAAUUAAUUCAAGUGCAAUGUCGCCCACGGCUUCGUUAAAUAGAAUCCCUUCCGCAUCAGAAACUAUUCAAACAAAACCAUUUCCAAUACGAGGCGAACGUGUUAAUUAUGUAAAUAAACCGCAUGUUAUUGCCAUGGUCGGAUUGCCGGCACGUGGAAAAACGUAUAUAUCAAAAAAAUUAGCCCGCUACUUAAAUUGGAUUGGAAUAUUCACAAAAGUAUACAAUUUAGGAGAGUAUCGACGAUCUGCUACAUCCGCAUAUAAAAGCCAUGAAUUCUUCCGGCCUGACAAUCAAGAAGCAAUGGCUAUUCGCACUGAAUGUGCCGUUCGAGCUUUGGAAGAUGCAUGCAAAUGGUUACAGGAGAAAGGCGAAGUUGCUGUUUUUGAUGCAACCAACUCAACCGCUGAACGCCGGAAAAUGAUCUUCGAUAUUGUGGUUAACAAGUGGGGCUACAAGCUAUUUUUUGUAGAAUCAAUUUGUGAUGAUCCACAGAUAAUUGAACAAAACAUUAUGGAAGUGAAAGUUAGCAGUCCCGAUUACACCAAUAUGAAUACAGAUGCAGUUUUAAGAGACUUUUUAUUGCGCAUAGAACACUACCAGGAGAAAUAUCAAUUACUCGAUGAAAUUAUUGAAAAGGAUUUAUCAUAUAUGAAAAUUUACAACACUGGUGAAAAGGUGGUAGUGCACAAGCAUGAAGGACACAUUCAAUCACGGAUUGUUUAUUAUCUAAUGAACAUUCAUAUUACACCACGAACGAUCUAUCUGACCCGACAUGGAGAAAGUGAACACAAUUUAGCUGGACUGAUUGGUGGUGAUUCUGAUCUUAGCCAUCGGGGUUACUCUUAUGCAAAAUCCUUAGCAAAAUAUAUUGAACAACAGCAAAUCGAGGGAUUACGUGUUUGGACAUCCAGACUCAAAAGGGCAAUACAGACUGUAGCUGACGUCCCAGCUCCACAAGAACGAUGGAAAGCUCUGAAUGAAAUAGAUGCCGGUAUCUGUGAUGAAAUGACUUACGAUCAAAUUGCUGAGAAAUUCCCCCAAGAUUUCAAGGCUCGCGAUAUGAAUAAAUUCUAUUACCGCUAUCCCCGAGGAGAAAGCUAUGAAGAUUUAGUCGCUCGUCUUGAACCGGUUAUAAUGGAAUUGGAACGACAGGGAAAUGUUUUGGUUGUCUCACACCAAGCUGUACUUAGGUGCCUACUAGCGUAUUUCUUAGACAAACCUGCAGAGGAGCUUCCGUACCUAGAAGUGCCCUUACAUACAAUAAUCAAAUUGACGCCUGUUGCAUAUGGUUGUAAGGUGGAACACAUAAAACUACCAAUUGAAGCUGUAGACACUCAUCGACCAAAACCAGAGGUUCCAGGAUCUGUUGGUGUAAUCAAAACGCCCAAUAUAGCUGACGAUUGUAUGGAGAUUUAACCAUGUUCCAUUUGAUUAUUUUCUUAUUUUUAGUUAGAUUUCUUUAAGUGAACAACAUUCUUCAUUCGAUAAUAAAUAAUUUAGGUUUUUGAACGAAGGGAAGCUCAGAUCAAAACUAGAAAAAUA
Contarinia nasturtii (swede midge) is the source of this 2006-nucleotide messenger RNA. It is a transcript of the gene Pfrx, whose product is annotated as 6-phosphofructo-2-kinase/fructose-2,6-bisphosphatase. The transcript has 8 exons. The record is from RefSeq and is a predicted model, not a curated record. Gene Ontology annotation, molecular function: ATP binding; 6-phosphofructo-2-kinase activity; fructose-2,6-bisphosphate 2-phosphatase activity. Gene Ontology annotation, biological process: fructose 2,6-bisphosphate metabolic process; fructose metabolic process. Lineage: Eukaryota; Metazoa; Arthropoda; Insecta; Diptera; Cecidomyiidae. Bases 480 to 1880 code for a protein of 466 amino acids. Gene Ontology annotation, cellular component: cytosol.